UCUUUGCACAUCAUGUCUGGCAUUGUGCUAUACCUGGACCUCCUAUCUCAACCAAGUCGAGCCAUUUAUAUCUUCUCCAAAGUCAACAAGAUUCCAUUUCAUUAUCAUGAAGUGCAACUCUUCCAAGGGGGGCACCUGACAGGGGAAUUUGAAAAGGUCAAUCCACUACGCAAAGUGCCAGUGUUAAAAGAUGGAGAUUUCACACUAAUUGAAAGCACUGCAAUUUUGCUUUACCUAGUGAAUAAAUAUAAAACCCCUGAUCACUGGUACCCAUCAGAUCUUCAAAAGCGUGCACGUGUUGAUGAAUACCUUGCCUGGCAGCACACUAACACUCAUCACUAUAGUUGUAGGGUGUUCUGGGUCAAGUGUAUGACACCAGUUAUCUUUGGCCAUGAAGUUUCUCCUGAAAAGCUACAGCAAGUCUUGGCUGAGUUCAAUGCUAUAAUGACUCAGCUUGAAAAGCUAUUCCUGAAAGACCAACUGUUCCUGGCUGGUGAUGAGAUCUCACUAGCAGAUCUUGUGGCCAUGGCAGAUAUUAUGCAGGUCAUUGCAAGUGGAGUCCCCAUUUUUGAAGAUAGACCCAAGCUUGGAGCCUGGAAGCAGCGGGUUGUGGAUGCACUGGGAUCAGAACUGUUCAAAGAGGCUCAUGAAGGCAUUCUCAAUGUUAAAGAACAACAACUUGAGUCUCUGUCCCCAGAAAUGAAAAAAAUAUUUAAAGCAAAACUGUUAAUAUUCUCACAAUGA
Messenger RNA from Spea bombifrons (plains spadefoot toad), 744 nucleotides. RefSeq names its product glutathione S-transferase theta-1-like. Gene Ontology annotation, cellular component: cytoplasm. The coding region runs from base 13 to 744 and encodes 243 amino acids. The transcript has 5 exons. Gene Ontology annotation, biological process: glutathione metabolic process. Gene Ontology annotation, molecular function: glutathione transferase activity. The record is from RefSeq and is a predicted model, not a curated record. Lineage: Eukaryota; Metazoa; Chordata; Amphibia; Anura; Pelobatidae.